GGCCCGGCCGGGACCAGGCAGCGCCAGGCCCGCUGCCCAGGCGCCGCCCGGCCGCACAAUGGGGCGCGGGCCGUCCCCCAACGCCUCCGCGCCCGGCACCCGGCCCCGCUCCGGCGACUAGGCCCCGCCGCGCUCCGCUGCCCGGCCCUCGCGUAGCGGCGGCGCCGGGAAGGGACGGGCCGAGCUGGGCGCCGGCUGAGCAGCGGUAGCGGGGCGCGACGGGGCCGGGGGCCCGGGCCGGGCGGCACGGCGCCGCGGUGCCUCACCAUGUUGGUGUCCUCCGGACCUCUCCCCUCCUCCUCCGGCUCCGCAGCGAAUGGACGGCGGCGGCGGCGGCGGCGCCUCUCACGGGCUCGCCGGGCUCCCGCUCAUGCGCAGUGCGGCGGCCCGCGGAGCGGCCGGGCCGCGGGAGGCGGAGGGCGCGGGCCCCGGGGUGGGCGGCCUGGCCUGCCGGCAUCCGUGGCGCGAGCGGCCGGGCGACCCGGCCGCCCGGGCUGCGGACACACGCUGAGACCCGCGCGGCGGGCGGCCGCGGGCACAGUGAGGACGAAGCGCCGGGGCCCUGCCUGCGCCCCCACUCAGGGCGCCCUCGUCACGGCCGCGUCCUGUCCUCCGUGCGCUCCUAAUAGCUCCACGUCAGAGUUCCCGGGUCGGAUUUGUGUUGGGUGAGUACUCAUACCCGAAGCACAUCCUGGUUCAGAACACUUGCAUUUUCAGCCCAGGCACUCUCUGCAGGAACAGCCCUGCUGUGGUCAGCACGGGCCUGCUGUGGUCAGCCUGAAGCAGAAGCUGGACCAGCAUGGGGAAACCUGCCUAAGUUGCCAAGCCUGACUGACCUUGAACUCACCCCUGACUGGUCCUGACCUUGUACCUUUUUAUCUACAGUGGGCAAUAAUUCCAAAGGAAAAUAGUUUCAAAGAAAGUAUUUAGGACAAAAGGGAAGAGCUUCAAGAAUUAAGCUUCACAGGCACACACCUGUGAUCCCAGCACUUAGCCGAGUGGAGGCGCACACCUGUGAUCCCAGCACUCAGCCGAGCGGAGGCGCACACCUGUGAUCCCAGCACUCAGGAAGCAGAGGCAGGUGGAGCUCUGUGCGGAUGAGGCCAGCCUGCUCUACAGAGCUAGUUUAAGGAUAGCCAAGGCUAUACAGAGAACACCCAUCUGUUUGCUUAUAUUAUGAGGUGAUCAUUUUGAGGACAUAUCUAUACAGAAAUAAAUGCCAAUGAGAAAUCAAAAGGCAAAGCCCAGUGAGUUUAACAUGAAAAUCUAAGAACCUUUUAAUGUCGCAUAGGACAAAGGAGAACCUUUUCGUGUAAUUGAGCGAGGAACUGCCUGGGCUGGAUUCCUUGCGAGUGGGGUGUGGUGCAGCUUUUAACUGGCCA
This is a messenger RNA of Apodemus sylvaticus (European woodmouse), 1382 nucleotides long. Its product is annotated as intracellular hyaluronan-binding protein 4-like. Lineage: Eukaryota; Metazoa; Chordata; Mammalia; Rodentia; Muridae. The record is from RefSeq and is a predicted model, not a curated record. Bases 268 to 669 code for a protein of 133 amino acids. The transcript has 3 exons.